CACAUAAUUAGAUAAACGACUGCUGGGAGAACAGAGAGAGAGAGAGAGAGAGAGACAGAGAGAGAGAGAGAGACAAAGAGAGAGAGAGUCAGAAAGAGGCUCAUUCUAUCCACAGUAUUAAGAGUCAUAGCUUCUCUGGUCGACACGACGGACGGCAAUUUACCCAACAUGGGAGUUUUGGCAUUCUUUAAAGAAUUCUUCCUGGGGUUCUGGGAUUAUGAGACCCCGAAGAUCAUGGUAGUGAAGAACAGGAGUCUGGGCGUCAUUUACAGAUCUGUACAGCUUCUGGUCAUCACAUACUUCAUUUGGUAUGUGUUUAUCAGUCAGAAGGCAUAUCAGGAAACAGAGGACCGUCCAGAGAGCUCCGUCUACACUGAGAUGAGAGGGGUGGCCAUACUGGGAGAGAGUGUACGGGACACGACCGAGUACGCCUCGCCAUAUGAGGGUGGUGAUGUCAUUAGUACGAUACUGAGGAGGGAGGUGACACACAAUCAAAGACAGGGCACGUGUGCCGAGCAUUUCAGCAUCCCAAAUGCAAACUGCACCUCAGAUGCUGACUGCGUCCCGGGCGAGCUGGACUUCGACAGCCACGGUCAGAGAACAGGAUACUGUGUACCUUACUACAAUUACACCUUUAAAACCUGCGAGAUCAAAACCUGGUGCCCGAUCGAGGAGGCUGCUGCAGAGAUAGAGCCACCACUGGAAGAAGCCGUCAACUUCACAGUCUUCAUCAAGAACGCCAUCCAUUUCCCAAAGUUCAAAGUGCUCAGGGUGAACAUCAAACCGAGGAAGCCGAAGAAGCUCCUGCGGUGUCAUUACCACCCCGAGACCAACCCGUACUGCCCUGUGUUCAGACUCGGCUACAUCGCUGAUCAGGCCCGAGAGAAGUUCAGCGAACUCUGCAAAACUGGCGGAGUGAUCGGAGCGUUUAUUAACUGGAACUGCGACUUCGACGACGAUCCGUCAGCAUGCGUUCCUACUUACUCGUUUCGGAGGCUGGACCUCAGGAAAACCCUGACCAGCUCGGGUUACCACUACAGGUUUGCCAAGUACUACCACAAGGACGGCGUGGAGUACAGAACACUUAUAAAAGCGUUUGGGAUUCGUUUGGACGUCAUCGUACACGGACAUGCAGGAAAAUUUAGCCUCAUCCCAACCAUCAUCAAUGCGGUCACAGCCAUGACCUCAGUGGGAAUAUGCUCGAUCAUCUGUGAUUGGAUCAUGCUGACGUUUAUCGAUAAGAACGAGGUCUACAGCGGAAAGAAGUUUGACGACGUUACUAAGAACCCCCGUCCGCCAGUCGUCACAGAGAUCACUCUGACCAGCUACGGCUCCACCCACUCUGACCUCUCAGACGGGGUGCCAUUGUGAGACUCCGCCCCCUUUUAUCCUGGACCGCCGAUGCAAUGCAGAAAAACAUCCCGAGUGCGACGAGAUGAGCGGACAGGAACUUUUUAAAUGGGAAGGACUUGUGAAGAGGGAAUAAAGCAAAAGGUGAUGUGAGACAGUCUGGAGAAACGAAAAGAAAGCUUCUGCUUCAACCUACAGUAUUGAAAACUUACAUAUGAGCUAAUCUGAACUAAAACUACAAUAAAAACUCACAUACUGACUAAUAAUAUGGCUGUUCUGUGGAUGACUCAACAGUCGCCAUGGUAAUCUGACAUACUGUACUGGACAUAAGCUGACAGACUAUUAGGCACAUAUUGUAAAUAAAACCCAUAUUUAAGGUUGUUGGGAGAAAAUAAAUAAAUAAAGUUUCAAAUAAGAAUAAAAUCAUAUAAACCUCCUAUACAGCUCGAAGUGAUAUUUAGAACAAAGGGUACAUUAUUCUUCUUUACACAUGCUCCUGUCGGAUUUAAAGCCACAAAUGUCGACAGCGACAACCUCGACCAAUAAUCCUUCUUUUUCCAAGAAGUGCUGCCAUGAAAGGAAGGACGAGGAUGAAAUUCUUCUUGUCGGAGAGCCACUCUAUUCGCCAUAAUCCGAUAACGGGCAGCUCUUCCUGUGAGACGAGCUUUCAUAAUGAGAUUGAAGAGAAAGCGCUGCUACAUCCACCCAACCCGUACCAAAGUGUGAUUAAUAGCAGCUCAUCGAUUUUCCCCGGGCUCACACUUUUGAGGUUUAUGGAUCGGCCUCCGAAGAGACUGGCUUAAAACCACACCUCUGUAGCCAGGGCAGCAGACGGAAACCAGAUCCCACAUCCAGACAGAGAGCUUUCCUACAGGUUUGCGCUUAAAAGGUUCGGUUUCUACCGCUUCCUCUCAUCGCCGUCCACUGUUCAGAACAGGACGGCGAU
This is a messenger RNA of Ictalurus punctatus (channel catfish), 2296 nucleotides long. RefSeq names its product purinergic receptor P2X, ligand-gated ion channel, 2 (gene p2rx2). Gene Ontology annotation, molecular function: purinergic nucleotide receptor activity; ATP binding; extracellularly ATP-gated monoatomic cation channel activity. The record is from RefSeq and is a predicted model, not a curated record. The transcript has 12 exons. NCBI's taxonomy places the organism in Eukaryota, Metazoa, Chordata, Actinopteri, Siluriformes, Ictaluridae. Gene Ontology annotation, biological process: monoatomic cation transmembrane transport; response to ATP. Gene Ontology annotation, cellular component: nuclear inner membrane; plasma membrane. The coding region runs from base 169 to 1371 and encodes 400 amino acids.